Nomia melanderi (Alkali bee) is the source of this 5188-nucleotide messenger RNA. The record is from RefSeq and is a predicted model, not a curated record. NCBI's taxonomy places the organism in Eukaryota, Metazoa, Arthropoda, Insecta, Hymenoptera, Halictidae.
GUCGCUUCGCGCGCGCCGUGCCGUGUGUUUAGUCUUUCCGCUCUCGCCUCACUGUGACCGCCUCUCGAUCGUGGAGAACAUCGCGAUUCCGCGCGACGAACGGUUGCAUUCUUCGACUUUCAAACAGAUUCUUUGUUAUCGGACUCGAGUGAACGACGGUACCGGGCGCACGUGUACGUAACCUCUUUGUGCUCAGUAAUUCGACGCAUCCAGACUUAGGUGUUACUUUCUACGCUCCGGCUCGGCCCGCCGGCUGAGGUUCGGUGGUGGAUCAAUCGGUUCAGAAGGAAAGGCAUUCCGGCUUCCGUUCUGAAAACGAUCGACGACGCGAAAGUGGAGCGGCCACGCGGGAUCCGGUUUCGGAAGGUCGGAAAAAUAUGAGCAUCUCGUAAAGUCGGUUAAAGUGCAGCUUUCAGACACCAGAAGGGGUACACACGAUGGAGACCGAAGAACUCACUAGGCUCGUAGAUGAGAUCUACAAGAACAUCCUGGACAAGUUCAAUCCGGGAGCGAGGCAGCUGAUCAAUGCCGGCAAAGCAUAUUUGAAGGCCCUCCACGGUGCCGCAGCCGCAUCCCGGGUCUACGUGGACGCUUUGUCGAAAUUAGCACUGCAGGCGCAACUGGGUACAUGGGGUGGCUCCAAGGAUGUCGGGUACGCGCUGAUGAGGAUCGUCGAGGUCUACAAGCAGAUACAGGAGCAGGAGAUGAAUAUCCUGAAGGCGUUCUACGUCGACCUGCUGGUCCCCCUCGAGACGAACCUGGAGAAAGACACGAAGGUGGUCCAGAGCGAGCAGAAGAAGUUCCUGCAGCAGCACAAGACCAGGUCCGAAACGUACAGCAAGGCGGCAGCGACGAUGAAGAAGCAGAGGAAAAAGUCGAGGGGCGCGAGCAAGAGUGGCCUCGCCAUGGACAAAGAGCUGAAGAACAUGCAGAUCCUCGAGGAGGAGAAGUCCAAGCUAGACGCCUUUUGUGAGCAGAGCUUGAAGAAUGCGAUGACGCAGGAACGAAGGAGGUACGGCUUUGUUCUCGAGCGACAAUGCUCCUUGGCGAAACAUUAUGCGAGUUUUCAUGAGGUCGCAUUAUCUGCUCUUCAUCCCUCGGUUGAUAAGUGGCGCGAGGUAGCUGCUACCAGGGAAUACUUACCCCAAUCCGUGGAAGAUAUGUUCGCCUCCAGACUCAGGCAAGUUUCAUUUUGGCCCGAGGACGAAGAAAAUGGUGGUUCGGAGCUCACGAUGAGCUCGCAGUUGAGGAAGACCAGAAGCAUGGACAGCUCUUGCUUGGAACUUCGACCUGGACCGCCUUCCGGAAACGUGUCGAGCACCACUUAUCAAGGCCCAUCAUCACACUUACCUACUGCUCUGUCUAGAGCUAGGUCGGAAGCCAACCUUCAUGCUUCGACGUUAUCUUUGGACCCGGAGGUCCCGGAAAUCCCGCCGAGGCCGAGGUCCAUGGCGCCUCCAGCGUCACGCAACAGCAGCAGCGGCGGCGGCGGCGGCAGCGGCACUGGGGUGAGUUCCGGUGGUUGGGGCGAUGCACCCCUCGCGAGGGCUGUCUAUGCCUAUUUGAGCUCCGGGGAAAAUCAGCUGAGCUUCCUGGAGGAUGAUCUCAUCGCGUUGAUGGGAGAUCGUCAGAAGGGCUGGCAAUUCGGGGAGAAUCUGCGCACGCACAGCUCCGGAUGGUUCCCACUGGCGUACACAGAAAUUAUUAUCGACGAUGCUCUUGGAUCGCCAAGUCAUGGAACAAACAAUGGCCGCGCGUCGGAGCCACAGGCGGUUCCACCGUGCAAGCCUCCACCCUCGCGGGCUCCGGUGACACCGAGCAGCAUGGAUGAAGUGUCGAGUGGUUUCCACGGGGUGGGAAACAACAACGCGAACAACAGCAACAACAAUAACAGCAGCAGCACUCCGACUAUCGUGCCGAACAGCAACAGUUCUCAUAAUCUAGCUACGCCCACUGCACGCCAAUCCAAACCGAUCCGUCCGUCGGGCACGUUGCCCACAGUUUUGGCCGGCGGCCGCAGGAUACAGCCACCUGCUCCGCCAGUUCCGCCGCCGCAGGUCGUCACGUCGCUUCACAGCAGCAACGACAGCGGGUUCUCGAACGAGCCGCCGGCCCAGCCCGACAUCGACUACAGCGACGACGAGGCAAUGAGAUGCAUGCCUUUCGGCCGUGGAUUCCAGCGAUGGAGCUGGCAGCUGUACAGGACCGCGAUGGACCUGUGGGCGGAGUCGAACGCGAACCAGAGCAACGAGAACGGCGAAGGCAGGUACACCUCUAACCGCCAUUACGACAGCCAGGACCGGAAGAACGGCAGAGACUACUCGGUCCGUGGCACCAUGGAGAACGGACCUAGCAGGAAGUCCGGCAAGAAGUCCCAGGAAAAGCAGAAGAACGAGUACGAAAGCCGCGGCCACGGCAAUUCCAGUCACAAGUCCAAGUCGACCAGCAACGAGGAGCAAUCCAGGAGUUCGUCUCGGAGGAAGAACGACCAGGAGCAGGAUCGCCGUGAGUCGAAGAGAGGCAAGGACCACGAGGAAACCGAGGAAGAUGAAAUCGAGUUGGAGGAAGAAGAAGAGGACAGCUACAGUGCCAGGAUCGAGUAUCAGAAGUACGACGGGAAAAAGUAUUACACGGACAGGGUAGACAGCCAGGAGCGCAAUUCUCGACGCGGCUACCGCAAUUCAGAGCAGGAAGAGCCUAAGUACGAGAACGAGAAGUCGUCGUCGGCCUCUUCGUCCGGCACCGAUGACGAGAGCACGAUCACCAUACCGGAGACUGGCCGGAAGGUCGAGCACAUCGCUCAGAAGUUGGAGCAGACCGCGCAGAAGUACGCCAGGGAGCACAGUCCGCCGAAGUUCAUCGAGCGUCGGGACUAUCGCAGCUUCGAUCGCAGGGAGGAGAAGCAGGCGCCGCCGCCUUACGAAAGAUACAAUGAAACCGAGAGGAACAGGGGCCCUCAGAGGUACGAGCGCGAACGGGAUCGUUAUUUCGAGAAGUCCACGCCGAUGCGGAAGACGUCUACCUACGAAAGGGACAGGACCUUCGAGAAGAACCCCGACAGGAACAGGAACGUUGAAAGAGCUUCCGGUAGACGGUUCGAGAGACCCAGGCCGCCUUCCGAGGAAGCGCCCGAGAGACCCACCGAGCCUAGAAGCGUCUACAGAGAGCGUAGAUUCUCCGACAAAGAGGAAGCUAUCUACGGAGAAACCAGGUUUGUCAGAGAGGUAACCGUCGACAAGGAGCGCGGGUACGAGUCGAACUUCGAGACCAAGCUGGAGAGGACGAAGGUGAUCGAGAGACACGGAUACCAGAACUCGUUGGGGCAGGGGAACCUUCAGAAGUUCCCUAGGAACGAGCAACGGAGUCUGGAGAAGAACGACACUAAUAACAACACUUUGAAGGACGACAAUAGGAAACCUUUGCUACCUAGGCAGACCACUGCGGUUGGACACCUGAUUCAAACCGGCAGAGCCUUCGACGACUCCAAGAGUCCUAAAUUGGUGAAGAGGACUAAGUCUUUCUGGAGGUUCAGAAGGGAUUCCGAUGUCCUCGAAGGCAUGGCUUUGUGGCAGCACAGGUCUUUGGUGGAUAUCCCCAAGAUGAUUAAGAAGGAGUCGAAGGACGACAGUGGGAACUCCGAGGAGCCUAAGAAGCAGACUCCGGAAGGCAGCCCUAACUCCCGGCACAGUCUGGAGACGAGGAACAGCGAUGUGACGAUCACCAACGAGACUCGGCCGGAAGAUCUGAAGCCUGCUGAAAGGAGUCACGUGCCGGAGAAGUCUGAUUAUUUCGAGGAUUUCCCUACGCCGGCCGAGAGACCUAAAGCUGUAGAGAGGUCGGAGUACAGGAUGCAUCAGGAGGAGAGGUCCUACUUCAUGGGCAACGUGUCUAGAAAGGCUAUUAUCGAGAAAGAGCGGAAGCGCAGCUUGGAGGCUAAGAGGAAUAUGAUUGUAGCCGAGCUGAAGGAGAAUAAUGAGGCGAAGAGGAACGAAAGGAGGAAAAAGUACACCGACGAUGAGGACGGAAUGACGCAGAAUUUCAGCGAGACCGAGGCGUCCGACGAGGAGUCCACGUACAGCUGCAUCGUCGUUAAGGAUCAAACAGUCGCUGAAAAGACCCUGCUACCGAGGACUAAGCUCCGCAGGGACUCGGAUCGGGAAAGGGAUAAAAAUACGUGCGGACCUUGGUACGAUCUCUGGGGGGUGGAUGCCUCGGUGAACAAGAAGAAGAAGAAGCAACAGUAAAUCUCUGGCCCGCUCCAUCGAUUUGGCCGCGUCCUGAACUCCUUCGCAGCGCUUGCGGUUUCUGGAAUCUACGACUGUCGCGGGAUUCAUUAAAAUGGGAGUGAAAAUGACGGAUAUUCUUCUUAAUUGCUUCUUUUUCGGAACUUCAAGGUUGAAGCUGAAGGAAAUUCGGACGUGAGACAUAGAAUUUAAAAAUUGAAAAAGAAACGGGAGAUACGAGUACGGAGGUAUCGGAGAAGUUUUUUUGAAUUCUAGACAUCUAUUUUUCGAGGAAGGAUGAAUUUUUUGUGAGAAUGAAACUAAAUAACAAUUCCACGUGGCGUCUAAUAAUAAAUUCAAACGUGAAACUCGAUAGUAAAAGUUUAAUAGUUCUACAACGUGUGACGAGACGCAUGCGGCUAUAGAAAUUUAUUUUUGGCCGGCCGCGGUAAUCGUAAAUCCGAAUGACGAAGUGCUAGUAAAUUUAAAAUGCAUAUAACUGGCUGUAAAUAUGAAACGGCGUGGAGCUACGUCAGCGGCCAGCGAGCAAAAGAACGACGUAGGAGUACGUCAUCGGCUGCCGAUGCGUUCGGAGUGGUUAAUUAUUAUCAGGAUACAAGGAUAUCGGAGGAAUCUGUGCCUUUAACUUUCGAUGAUUCGAAGAUUCCGAUGACUGGGAGAGAUUCCGGGGCGAAUGUUAACGGACACCUAACACUUUAACGAUUUCUUUCUUUUAAGAUUUCAUUUGUUUGUUUUUUAGUUUUUGCGUUAUCGUUACACCAUGAUUUCUCUCAUCGUCGUUCACACGUUCCGUUCACCUUUCCCAUUGCUUGCGAGGCGUCAGCAGCACCCCGUCUUAGCGAGCGUAGCUGUUGUUUUUAAAUACGUUUGCGCUUUCGUCGACGCUCGUACUACGAUCAAAAUCGACGCGAUGACGUUAAGCGAUUAUGAUGCACAGAGCUGCG